CCAUCAUCAUGGCGAGCCAGUCGCAGGGCAUCCAGCAGCUGCUGCAGGCCGAGAAGCGCGCCGCCGAGAAGGUGGCCGAGGCCCGCAAGCCAAUAUAUUUUCAUGUAGAUGACUAGAUAUUUUAUAGAGCAGAGAGAGCUUUUUGGAGGGCUCAAAGCCAACUUUUUCUAUUAAGUGGAGCCAAAAUUUUUCUCAAAGAUCCUCACCUAAACAAACCAGCUUCUUAACUUCAGAUGCUGUUAUUUAAUGAAGGAAAGAAUCGGAGGCUGAAGCAGGCAAAGGAAGAAGCCCAAGCAGAGAUUGAACAGUACCGUCUGCAGAGGGAGAAGGAGUUCAAAGCCAAGGAAGCAGCGGCCCUUGGAUCUCAUGGUAGCUGCACCACUGAAGUUGAGAAGGAGACCCAGGAGAAGAUGAGCAUAAUCCAGCAGAACUUCCAGAAGAAUCGUGAGACAGUACUCUCUCAGCUGCUGUCACUAGUGUGUGACAUCAAACCAGAAAUCCAUGUGAAUUACCGCAUCAAUGGGUAGUAGUGGAAGAAGAGCAUACUGGAAUCACUGGCAGUAACAUCUGAGCUUCAGGUGGAAUGUACAGCCCUUAGCCAUACUUUAACUGUUCUUCUUGUGAAGAUGUUAAAUUAUUUCAAUGAGUUGCAGAUCAUCAGUAUCUUGUUGGGAGUUCUGUUAGUUUGCCUUUUGACAUAGAUUCAGAGCUUAUUAAAACAUUAAAUGGCCAUGUCUUGAAUCUGUGCUAAGUUGUGAAAUAUCUAUUCAAGCUGGCAUGUUAGUGCUCCUUCUUUUUUUUUUUUCUGGAUAGUAUUCAGUAAGCAGUUUUCCUCUGAGAAGCGGAAAAGGGGAGUCAGCGGUUCAAGAGAUUUGAAUAGAGAGCCUGAGUCUGUAUUUGUUAGAUCUGUGCACCUGUGUUCUUGUAGACCAAAAUGCAUCUUUCGGUGUAUUGUUAACCUUCACAUAGGAUUAAGCCUAGUAAGAAGAAUUUUUUUUGGCUGUGCAGUACUGGCUGGUAAUCUUCAGGUGCUUGUUUAUCUGUACUGAAUAUCCUCUGUAUAUUCUACUGUUAGCUUGAGUUACAAGUCUGGCUCUAUGAAACUUGAAAGUAAAAACACAUAUUUAACUCUGA
Molecule: messenger RNA, 1134 nt
Organism: Rhea pennata
Lineage: Eukaryota; Metazoa; Chordata; Aves; Rheiformes; Rheidae
Gene: ATP6V1G1
Product: ATPase H+ transporting V1 subunit G1
Exons: 4
Coding region: 234-527 (97 amino acids)
Biological process (GO): proton transmembrane transport
Cellular component (GO): vacuolar proton-transporting V-type ATPase complex
Molecular function (GO): proton-transporting ATPase activity, rotational mechanism
Source: RefSeq, a predicted model, not a curated record